This is a messenger RNA of Cylicocyclus nassatus, 2412 nucleotides long. NCBI's taxonomy places the organism in Eukaryota, Metazoa, Nematoda, Chromadorea, Rhabditida, Strongylidae. The record is from the annotation of a GenBank genome assembly.
AUGCUGGAUCCAAGCAAAGAAAAUGCCGGCGAAAGCAAUGGAGCAAGUCUCAAGAAGUCUGUUGACGCUGGUGAUGAUCUCAAAAAUGUAUUCUGUUACAGUGGAGUCUGUCCGGAGUGUAGCAAGCACCUAGGAAAGAAUUUAUCUGCGCACCUGUUUGAUGUACAUAGUCACACUAAAGAGGAGAUAGCCAAUCUACAAGCCGCAAAGCGACGAAAAAUACUUGGAGAACAGAAUUAUUUGUGUGAUAGUUGCGAAACUACAUUCGCCACGAAAAAAAACUUACUAGAGCAUAAUAAAAUGGAACACGCAUCCCGAAGAAAAAUCUCAUGUCCCUUAUGUGGAACUCCAAUAAAUGACCACCACGACCUUGUAAUACAUGCAAACGCAGUGCACGCUUCAGGAGACCGAACCUUCAGUGUGGAAACCAUCAGCUUUAACAGCAAAUCUGCUUUUCAAGACUGGAAGCAUGCUCUAGAAGAGGAAGAGACUACUAGGUACGCUGUCCAUUCGAAGAAGAAAGGAACAGAUGGAGACAUUACAUACAUGCGAUGUAGUAGAGCCGAGCCUGGCCCAUCUUACAUAGAGAAGUGCUCAAAUUCAAAAAAAACGGUCUUGUAUUGCACAGCUUAUAUGAAGGUGACGGAAAAUGAACGGACUAUCAACGUAGAAUUCUGCCGCACGCAUUGCGGCCAUGAGCCCGAUGCUGCACUGCUGACAAUGGACGCCAGUGCUGAGAAACAAAUCCUCUCCUACCUAAGAAAUGGAUUCACGUAUAAGCAAGUGCUAAGUCAAAUUCGGGAGCGAUGUCGAAAUUCAAACAAUUUGAGUUGCCGGUUGUAUUUCACUACAUCGCGAGACGUGCGAAGAAUUGCAUUGAAACACAAUCUAGAUCCAGCACGUAGACAUAGUAUCGACAUUUUGUCGCUUGAAAUGCGCAUCGGAGAACACAACCCCGACGAUGGGAUACGGCAUUAUACAGCAGCAACAGAUGCAAGCGGCGAUAACUUCUCUCUUGUGAUUGUGACGCCGAUACAAAAAAUUUGGUUGGAAAGCUAUGCAAAACGCGCACUUUUGAUGGACGAUACUUUCAACCUUACACCGUACUCACUGCGACUAGCUUCCGUAGUGGUCCUAGACGAAUGGGACAUGGGGUUGCCAGCGGGAUUUUUGCUUUCCUACAGAAUGACAGAGAACGAAGUUAGUAUACUCUUUCAAGAAAUUGUGCAUCUACUUCCCCAGUUUGAUACAGCAUAUUUCAUGUCGGAUGACAGUAAUUCAUUUUACAAUGGAUUCAUAAAAGUUGUUCCUCAGUCAUCAGCGAAAAAACUAUUGUGCACAUUUCAUGUCCUUCAGAGCAUAAAGAGAUAUUGCAAAAAUCUCAAAAAGCCGAGUCUUACAUCUACCGUAAUGGGUAAAAUGUCAGAACUUUGCAAGAAUCCGGAUCGUGAUUUCGAUAAUUACGCUUCUCUACUGUGCCUAUUGCGACAAAAUCGCGAAGAAAGUAUGGUUCAGUACUUCGAGCGGAACUGGAGAUUGAAACAUGAAUUUAUUCAAACGAAAUCAAGUGUAAGAAUUGAUUCGCUGGUCGACUUGCUAAUCAAUCUAGUCCCCUGUAUGGAAGAGGACAGAAGGAUAAAAAUGGCCAGGAACGUUCGCGAAGGACGGCACAGACUUGCAGAGCAGCACAAGAGGCAUGCCAACGCAAUUAAGACGUACUGCGAUGGACACGUUACAUCCCAUGUAGAAAGCCCUGGAUCUUGGCUAGUAUGCGAAAGAAAUCACACAUAUCAUGUCAAGCAGAUGCCAUGCGAUUGUGACGAAGUUCUUAACAACCAUUGCUACAAUUGCAAGGCCUGCGGAUACGGUUUCAAAUGCACUUGCUUGGAUGACCACACAGCCGGCGUUUCGUGCAUUCAUGUGCACAUGGCACUCGUUUAUAGUCCUGAAGGAAUGGUGACGUAUUCGCACAUGGUAGAAGGAGAGGUUGUUACUGCCACGGAGUCGGAUGAAGCCGAGAUGCCGGCGAUUUCGGAAAGGGAAGUCCGGGACAGCGCCCUCGUAACAGAGACAUCGGACACAUGCAAAGAGCUUGUGCAGGCGAUCACUGCUGAAAUGGCCGCGAUAAGAAUGAAGGUAAUCGCACUCUUGAAGGAACCGGGCGAGGACGUACGUACUCAGCUGAUGUGUGUGAAGAGUCAGCUUGAAGACAUCAACAACAAUUUGAGAUAUGAGGGAGCCACCCUCGCAAGGCGAUUAGACGCCAACCCAAACGGCAUGGCAGGAAGUGAGAAAUCAGGAGAGUUCGGAGCAGUUGGCCAUCGACCGGUGACGAUCGCUAGCGUUCAUAUUGAGGAAAAUCAACAGUUUACGUCAACAGUCUUUUCAUCGCACAAAGACACUCGUGGUUAA